Molecule: messenger RNA, 9727 nt
Organism: Chaetomium fimeti
Lineage: Eukaryota; Fungi; Ascomycota; Sordariomycetes; Sordariales; Chaetomiaceae
Exons: 5
Coding region: 1-9507 (3168 amino acids)
Biological process (GO): negative regulation of protein sumoylation
Molecular function (GO): calcium ion binding
Source: RefSeq, a predicted model, not a curated record
AUGGCUGUGCUGCGCCCGCAGGCAGCCCCCGAAGCGGUCGACGCCAUGACGGGCAACCUGGUGUUCUGUUUCGAAACGAAUAUUAAUGGCAACUGCCACAAUGUUUCGACCCUGGUUGAAGCCGGGUCGCCUGGUGGCCAUGACGAUCACCGUAUACCCUUCGUGCGUGGGCAGCUCUCUCUGCCCGUCGCGAAACCGCCAGAGGAAUUCACGGAGGAGGAGAGGGCGGGCGUGCCCUCGCGGCGGAAAUGCUGCAAGUGCUGGGAGACUUGCAGCCUGUUCAAGCCGCUCGAGGUGUGCGAGGAAUGCAAUCACCCUUUUACCGAUUGCCCAACAUGCAUGAUCGUCGACUCUUCGGGGUCACGCGAGAUUGCAACUAUCGAUCACCUACCCGCCGGCGAGUUCGACCAAACGCCAGAAUAUUGGAGGUGCAACACCUGCGAGCACGUCAACCCCUUCGACAGCGAUGGGCCCAUCAACGGAUUCUUGGCGCCAUUGGUGUCAGAUUACAUGGACGACAUGGAGUGCAGGAAGUGUGGUGGGCCAUUCACUGAGAACAAUUGGGUCAUCAGCCCGUUUUGGGUGUACCUCGGGACUUGGAAUGGAAAGGUUGUCGCUGAGGGUGGCCCGUGGCACUGGAGCGCAGCGUGGCAUAAAGAUCGCGCCGGGGAGACUCACACCAAGGACGACUGCUACUCCGCGAGGAAAAGCGGCAGGCGAAGGCGCGAGAAUCCUUGCAUCAACAAGAGCUUCGCCGCUGAGCCCGUGGUAAAGCCUCCCAUACCGCCUAUCCUGGUCGUGGACACGGAUCACCACUCUUUACCUCCACCUUCCGCCGGUCUGACACCCCUCCAAGAGGAACAUGGAUACGGUAGCGACAGGGAGACCGCGCCGGGGUUCCAACAGCAAGCCUUCCUUCAUCCCGAUAACCAGACUCUGGGAACCGGUGGCUUCACCAUCGGCGACUAUGAGCGUGACGAUGGUGAGCCCGAAAUUCCCGACGGGCAACGCGGCUUGGCAGUUCCCGACGACGACCAAGAGCCAGACCUGGGAUCAUAUUACGAUACUCCAGCUGAUGACAAUGAGUUAUCAGGAGAUGGAGUGCAGGCGCGGGAGUUUGAACCUUCUCUCGUUCAAGCCGGACAAGCCCCGCUUAAUGUUCAACGCGGCGCGAGAGAAAGCACCAUGGGCGACAACUACUACGCCCCAUUAAUCCAAGACGACAUUGCGAGCGAGGCUGGGCCACCAUCGGACACUGCUGACUUCUACUUUAUAGAAGAGGAUCUACAGGAAGACGACCUCCUGAACGCGUAUGGGGAUGAGGAGGGACUCCCGGAGAACGAUGUUCCCGAGGAUGGCACACGAGACUUGGAUUUUGUUGAAGACAACCAAGAAUUCCUAGCCGAUGAUGCGUCUCUCGAGCCACAAGCAGACCUCGAACUUCCUUUGGAAGACGGCAUCCAACCUCCCCUUCCACUGGACGAAGACAUGCCCCUCGAAGAAGAGAUCUCCUUCGAGGAAGAGGUGCCCUUCAGCGAAGAGAUUCCCGGCGACGAGGAGAUCCCCUUGGAUCCGGAAUUCCUACCAGAGGACGAUAGCCGCGAGCUCGAGCUCGAGGAUAUCCCCGAAGAAUUUGACUCUAGCCUCAACGCCGACGAGCUCAACGCAGACCCCGACACAACCGCCACUCAAGAUUUCGCUCAAGAUCUCCCCCAAGAAGAGUUCAUGGACGAUCUCCCAGAAGAAGAAUUCGCCGAGGAUCUUCCCCAAGAAGAGUUCAUGGAUGGCCCCGAAGAAGAAUUCAUGGACGAUGUUCCCCGAGAAGAGUCCAUGGACGAUCUACCCCCACAAGAAGAGUUCGCCGAAGACCUCCAGGCUGCCGAUGCAGACCUUCCCCCACCAGAAGAAGAAGCAAAGCCCGCGCUGCCCUACCUCACCGACGGCCACUCCGUCAUACCCCGCAACGGGUUUGCCAUCCUCGACACCCCCGAGGCGGCCUCCCACUGCCCGGCCGGCAUGACCCACGACACCUCCUGGGACAGCGACGUGGACGGCGAGGAUGAAGAUGAAGACCUCCUCGCCGAUGGCGAUGUCCAGGAUGUGGGUGAGGAGGAGUUCCUUCCUGAGGAUGGGGAGCCGGGGUUUGAAGAUGGCGAGGGUGAGUUUGCUGAGGGGGAGGAGGGGUUCGAGGGUGAGGAUGGGGAGAGGGGAUUGGAUGAGGAGGGGUUGGAAGACGGGGAGCUGGACGAAGAGGAGCUCGGAGAGGGGGAGGAGGAGUUUGCCGAGGGAGAGGAAGGCGAAUUCCCUGAGGAAGAGGCGCUCGAGGAUGGGGAGCGCUCCCUUGAGGACGAGUUCGCCGAGGGCGAGGAACCGCUCGAGGGGGAGGAACCCUUUGAAGGCGAGGGUGAACCCCUUGACGAGGAGUUCCUCGAUGGCGAAGACGGCGAGCGCGGCCUCGACGGGGAGUUCGCUGAUGAAGGCGAGUUCGCUGAGGAGGGUGAGUUCGCCGAUGAGGGGCUUCCUGAAGAUGGCGAGUUUGCCGAGGAUGGAAUCCCCGAGGAUGGCGAGUUCGACCCCGGGAUGGGUGAGGAGAUGCUCGAGGAUGGCGAACGCGGCCUCGACGAGGAGUUCCUCCCUGAAGGCGAAGGUGAGUUCCCGGCCGAAGGGGAGGAAGAGUUCCCACCAGAAGAUGGGGAAUUUGGCGAAGGUGAGUUUCCACUGGAAGGGGAGGAGGAGUUCCUCCCUGAAGGUGAAGACGGCUUUCCCGCCGAAGGCGAGGAAUUCAACCCCGAAGAAGGAGAGUUUGUAGAAGACGGUGAACGCGGCCUUGAGGACGGCGAAUUCGCCGAUGGUGAGCUCAUGGAAGGCGAAGAGUUCCCACCAGAAGGGGAGGAAGAGUUCCUGCCGGAAGGGGAGGAAGAGUUUCUGCCUGAAGGGGAGGGAGAGUUCCUACCAGAAGAUGGCGAAUUCGCUGAUGACGAUUUUGCUGGUGGCGAAUUCCCCGAAGACGGAUAUGCCGAUGGCGGAUUCGACGAUGGUGGGCUCGCAGACGGCGGGUUCGACGAGGGUGGAUUCCCUGCGGACGGCGAGCGUGGUUUCGCCGACGACUUCGGCGGGCAACCCAUGGACGACGGCUACGGCGGUGGUGGGGGCUACGGUGACGAUGGUUAUGCCGACGGAGGGGGAUAUGACGACGCCGGCUAUCCACAAGAAGGUUUCGCCGAUGACUCAUACCCUGGCGGAGACAGCGGUGGCGGUGAUUACUCUGGAGAUGGUUAUGGUGGUGACGACUACGCUGGCGACGACUACGCCGGGGACGGAUACCCCGCCGACGACUAUCAGGACGGCACCCCCGAAGGUGAAUAUAUCGAGGGCGAGCCCGCCUUUGACGACAAUCCUGAGGAGUUACAGGACGCCGACUUCGUCGAAGGAGAAUUAAACGACGACGAGGUUGUUGACGACCAACUCCCCGAAGAAGAACCCCUUCCUGACGGGGAUUUCGAGGAGGCCGUGGACGACGUCGAUGGGGAAUUCGCUGACGGCGAACUUGCUGACGAUCAACUUGAAGGCGAGUUCGCUGACGGAGAGAUAGGCGAAGAGCAAGCCCUCGAGGACGGGGGCGAAAUUCUCGACGAUGGCGAGCGCGGCCUCGAAGAAGAGCCGCUUGACGAAGAAGCACCACUGGACGAUGAACUGCCCCUAGACGAAGAGCCGCCUCUUGACGAAGAACUGCCCCUGGAGGAAGAACUACCCUUGGACGAAGAGCCUCCUUUUGAUGAGGAACCCCCUCUCGACGAAGAACCACCUCUCGAUGAAGAGCCACCUUUCGAUGAUGAGCCCCCCUUGGAGGAAGAACUCCCCGCCGACGAAGAAUUCCCAACGGAAGAAGAGCUUCCCUUGGAGGAUGAUAUACCUCUUGAGGAUGGCGAACGGGGUUUUGACGACGAGAUGCCUCCAGACGACCAGCCCUUUGAUGAAGCACCCCUCGACGAUGCCCCGUUUGACGAGGCACCACUCGAUGAUGCCCCAUUUGACGAAGCACCACUCGACAAUGCCCCGUUUGAUGAAGCACCCCUUGACGAUGCCCCUUUUGACGACCAGUUCCAAGAGCAGGCCUUCGAUGAUCAGCCAUUUGAUGAUCAGGCAAGGGGCUUCGACGAUGGUGGAGGAUUUGACGAUGGUGGAGGAUUUGAUGAUGGUGCAGGUUUCAACGAUGGGGGAGGAUUUGACGAUAGUAGAGGAUUUAACGAUAGUAGAGGAUUUGACGACGGUGGAGGUUUCAACGAUGGGGGAUUUGAUGAUGGUGGGGGCUACAACGAUGGUGGAGGUUUCGACGACGGUGGAGGUUUAAACGAUACUAGAGGUUUCGACGACGGCGGGUUCAACGACGGUGGAGGUUAUGAUGGAGGGGGUUAUGAUGAUGGCGGCGCUUACAAUGACUCCGGCGCCUACAACGAUCCCGCUCCUUACGACGACGGGGGCUACAAUGAUUCCGGGGCCUUUAACGACCCCGCUCCUUAUGACGACGGGGGCUACAACGAUUCCGGGGCUUUCAAUGACGCUACUUACGACGACGGCGGAGCAUACAACGAUACCGGCACGUUCGAUGGCCAACCGCCUGUCGACGAUCCGGCUCUCUACGACAAUGCUGCUCCGUAUGAUGAUGCCGCUCCGUACGACGAUGCGCCUCCAUACGAUGACCCUGUUCCAACUGCAGAGUUAGAGCCGUUAGAGUCACCAGUUCCAUUUGAUCAGGAUCAGAUCGUGGAUAAUCAGCCACUAGACGACGAGGUUCAUGUGGAUGAACUGCCCCUUGAGGAACCUCCACUUGACCAAGACGAACCAUUCGAAGACCAACUAGAAGAGCCUUUCGAAGAGCCGCCAUUGGAGGAAGACUUAAGCGGCCAGGAAGGAAUCGAAGCGAAGGCUUUUGAUGACCAGCUCGCCGAUGAGCUGGAGGGACAGCCUGCAGUUGAAGAAGAGCUCCCCCUCGAGGAGGAACCCCCGAUCGAAGAUGAUAUGCCGAUUGAAGACGAUCUACCGGCUGAAGAAGAACUACCGGCUGAAGAAGAACUACCGGCUGAAGAAGAACUACCAGCCGGCGACGACUUUCCAGCCGAGGAGGAGCUCCCAGUUGAUGAUGAUCCGCUGGUUGAAGGCGAUCUACCAGCCGAGGAGGAAUUCCCAGUCGAGGAUCUGCCAGCUGAGGAGGAGCUUCCAAUCGAGGAGGACUUCCAGGCUGACGAGGAACUUCCACUUGAAGAUCAGCCCUUCGAAGAACAACCAGUUGAGGGAGAAACCUUCGACGAACUGCCUAUGGAUGAUGCGCCGUUCGAUGAUCAACCGCCGAUGGACGAUGCACCCUUUGAUGACCAGCCGCCUAUGGACGAUGCGCCCUUUGAUGACCAGCCGUUCGAUGAACAACUCACGAAUGACCGAGGCUUCGACGAAGGUGGAGGCCAAGACAACUUUCCUUUUGACAACGGCGGUAAUCCCGGUAUGGACAACGCAUAUCCGCAAGACAACGUUGAUCAAAAUGGCGGGAACCAGUUUCAUGAUGAUGGCCUCUACUCUGGGGAAGGGUACGGGGAUCCGAUCGACGACUUCUCUCAGGGUGGCGGCCAAGAAAGCUUUGACCAGUACGAUGAUCACCUUAACGAGCCGGCUCCAGAACAGAACUUUGACGAACCUUAUCAGGACGACUUUGCUCAGAAUGAGUUCGAUGAGCCCGGCAUCGUGGAUGAUGGUUUUCAGGACAACAUGGGCUACCAAAACAACGAGUUUGAGGAACCGCCCCCUGGCGAAGCUCUGAUGUCCCCAGAGCCGCCGCUUACACCUCCACUGGACGAUUUGGGCGACAACCAACCCAUGAGCCCUGCUCCGCAAUAUGACGGGAGCGAGUUCGGUCCAAUGACGCCGCCCCUAGAUGAAGAUGUCCCCCCAUUACCGUCGCCCGGUCCUGAAGAUGGAUUUGACGACCCGGGGGACGGUUUCGAUGACCAGUUUCAGGAUCCACCACUUGAAGACAACUUCGAUGACCAAUACGAUGAGGCCCCGGUCGAGGAUGACUUCGCCGCGCGAGAUGGCCAAGACAUGCCACUCGACGACCAGUUUCAGGAGCAGCCAUUCGAAGAACAACCGUUCGAAGAGGAACCGUUCGACGAACAGCCAUUCGAAGAGCAACCGUUUGAAGAGCAACCGUUUGAAGAGCAACCGUUCGAAGAGCAACCGUUGGACGAACAACCAUUCGAAGAGCAACCGUUCGAAGAGCAACCGUUGGACGAACAACCAUUCGACGAACAGCCAUUCGAAGAGCAACCUUUCGAAGACAACUACAACGAGCAACCGCAGGAUGACUUCCCGGUUGACGACCAAUUCCAAGAGCAGCCUUUUGAAGAGAAUUACAAUGAUCAGCCGCAAGACGACUUUCCAGCCGACAACCAAUUCCAAGAGCAACCUUUUGAGGAACAGCCUUUCGAAGAGAAUUACAAUGAUCAACCGCAAGGUGACUUCCCAAUGGACGACCAAUUCCAAGAGCAGCCGUUCGAAGAGCAACGUUUCGAUGAGCAGCCUUUUGAGGAACAGCCUUUCGAGGAGAAUUACGCCGACCAACCACAAGAUGAUUUCCCAGUUAAUGACCAAUUCCAAGAGCAACCUUUCGACGAGCCGCCGCUCGAGGACAACUACAACGAUCAACCACAAGAUGACUUCCCAGUUGACGACCAAUUCCAAGAGCAACCAUUUGAAGAGCAACCUUUCGAAGAUGACUACAACGAUCAACCGCGAGAUGACUUCCCGGUUGAUGAUCAAUUCCAAGAGCAACCGUUCGACGAGCAACCGUUCGAAGAGCAGCCUUUCGACGACAAUUACAAUGAUCAACCGCAGGAUGACUUCCCAGCCGACGAUCAAUUCCAAGAACAGCCUUUUCAUGACGACUACAAUCAGCAACAUCACGAUGAUUUCCCUGCCGACGACCAGUACCAGGAGCAGCCUUUCCAUGACGCUUACGACGAGCAACCCCAUGACAACUAUCCAGUCGACGACCAAUACCAGGAAGAACCUUUCCAAGACGAUUACAAUGCGCAACCUCAUGAUGACUUCCCGGCCGACGACCAGUACAUGGAACAACCGCACGAGGAGCACUUCGACAAUUAUGAUGCGCGGGAAAUGCGCUCCCCGGAACCCGUUGACAACGACAUGCUCCCGGAGUUUCCAGCCCCAGAAGACCAAGAAGAGUAUGGCCCGGACGGCUAUGCCUCAGGCAAUCAUGCCCCAGCUCGUUCGCCGUCUCUACAGGAGAUGCAACAACCCGAGUUACAAUACGAAGAAUACCCACCCGGCGUUGAACCGGCGCACGAUGUGUACUAUGAUGCCGAUGAACCGACCGAGCACCCGGAGGAUAUGGUACCCUACCAGACAAAUGAGCCAAUGGAAAUGGUGGGUACCUACGAUGAGCAUCAGGAACGGUUGCCCGUGCCCGCCGGGCAUGGAGUGAACAGGGUGCAUAAAAAGGAGAAAUACCAAUGGCUGCUCCCGAUCAUGUCGACCGCAACCAUGGGCUGGGCUACGGAAGAGCUCGAGGAACACUACCAUGCGGCGAACGUGAAGGCUUCUGGGUUCAGUUUCACCGCUCUUGCAGCCAAACUCUUCGGCUCGAAGAAACCAAAGGACGGUGCCGACGCUGACAAGGACGACCAACACCUCGCUGCAGAAGGAGUGGUGGGGGCCGGAGAUGAGAUGCGUUCGCCUGAUCCCAAUGGCGAGAUGCACCCCGACAACACGCUGCAAGAUCCCGCGAUGGUUGAUCAAAAUGGGGAGAUGGCCGAUCAAAAUGGAGAAUGGGAAGACGUGAAUGAGAAUGACCCGGUGGACAAGAAGGAGAGCAAAGGCAAAAGGGGCCUGUUCGGCCUGUUCGGCAACAAAAAGAAGGAGGGGGAUCUCGAAGCCCAGAAUCAACAAUUUCAGGGGGACCAAGACCCAAGCAUGCAAAACGACCAGUUCAACCCUGACGCCCCAAUCGGCGAGGAUGGGUACGCCAACGGCCAGUAUCCGGACGAGCAGGGCAUGAACGGCGACGGAUACGACAACCAGUACAUGGACCAAGAUUUGAACGGCCAGCAGAACGGCCAGGAGAACGGUAUCAACCAACCGGCGAAGAAGCAAGGAUUCUUCGCUGGCCUAUUCGGGUCGAAGUCCAAAUCUCGAAACCAGCAAGGUGCUGGCUUCAACGAUGGCUAUGGCUCCCAGCAGCCAGCGAAGAAGAAGGGAUUCUUCGCUGGGUUGUUUGGGUCGAAGUCUAGACCUCGGAACCAGAACGAGGGUGGCUUCAAUGAUGGCUUCAACAAUGGUUCCCAGCAACCCACCAAGAAACGAGGCUUCUUCGCUGGACUAUUUGGGUCCAAGUCGAAAUCCCGGAACCAACAUGGCAAUGACUUGAACGGCCCUCAGCAGUAUGGCGAUGACUUCAACGGUGGUUCCCAACAGUAUGGCGGCGACUUCAAUAACGGUUCUCAGCAAUAUGUCGAUGACUACAACGGCGGUUCACAACAACAUGGAGAUAACUUCAAUGUCGAUCCCCAACGGCCGGCCAAGAAGAAAGGCUUUUUUGCUGGACUGUUCGGACCGAGCAAAUCCAAGCAACGCAACACUCAGGUCCAGAACACCGGCGAUCCUUACAAUGAUGGAUCCAACAAACCUGCAAAGAAAACCGGGUGGUUUGCGGGUCUGUUCGGCUCCAGCAAGAAGCAAAAGAAGAAGAAUAACCGGAACGCGAACGGGACCGGCGAGGAAUACCCGAUGGAAACUUUCUCCGGUCAGGAACCCGUCAACUAUGACAACACCAUGAGACAAGACGGCUACAACAACAACAACACCAAUGUCCAUGACUCCACCCAGAAGCCAAAGAAGAAGGGGUUCUUCGCCACCCUCUUCGGCUCCAAAAAGAAGACCAAAUCCACCACACAAAACACCAACCCGGACACCAUCAACCAGCAGCCCAAAAAGCGCGGUUUCUUCGCCAGCCUCUUCGGUGCCAAGCCAAAGAAGAACAACGACAUCGAGAUGGGCAACCUCAACCAAUCGGACGAAGCCCGCGUCGGCCGCGUGAGGACGGGCAGCCCGCAGCUGCACCAGGGCGAGUCCGGCGCGCGGCAGUCGGCCAUGGCUGACGUCAUGGACGACGGCAACUUCGAGGACAUCCCAGACAAGAAAAAGAAGAAGAAGCAAGACAGGAAGGACAAGAAGGCCGCGAGGGCGGACAGGAAGAACAAGGGCAAGGGCAAGGAGGUGCGGCGGAGCGUCGUGUAUGACGAGCACGGGAGGAUGGUGAAGGUGCCGCCGAAGGCGAGGAAGGCGCCUGGCAAGAUGCGGUACGCGCCGAAUCUGCCGAGCGACCGCCUGUAUCAGCAUGUGAACGGGCCCAAGCCGAUUCGGAAGGGCGGUGGACGGACGGCGGCGGCGGCGGCCAACCCGGGGAAUUGGUUCUGGAUGGAUGUGUAUUGGAAGUAGGCGAAUGGGUGUGUCAUGCCAAAGAUUGAGACAAAAGCUCUCGAGAUGGAAGGGGAAUAAUUGGAUGGCGCAUGGAUAUGGAAGGAUUGUGGUGUUGGACUUGUACAUGUACACGGACGAAGAUUAUAGGUGAUUUCACGUAGCUAGAGAUGGGCGCGGAUAAUUAUAUCGCAGGAAAAGAGUAUUUAUUAUUACUGUUAGAAGAAAGGAAAUAUACCCA